Messenger RNA from Perognathus longimembris pacificus (Pacific pocket mouse), 3655 nucleotides. It is a transcript of the gene Cadm1, whose product is annotated as cell adhesion molecule 1. NCBI's taxonomy places the organism in Eukaryota, Metazoa, Chordata, Mammalia, Rodentia, Heteromyidae. Gene Ontology annotation, biological process: susceptibility to natural killer cell mediated cytotoxicity; detection of stimulus; cell recognition. Gene Ontology annotation, cellular component: synapse; neuron projection; plasma membrane. Gene Ontology annotation, molecular function: signaling receptor binding. The record is from RefSeq and is a predicted model, not a curated record.
CCCGACAUGGCGAGUGCUGUGCUGCCGAGCGGAUCCCAGUGUGUGGCGGCAGCGGCUGUGACGGCGGCGGCGGCGCCUCCCGGGCUCCGGCUCCGGCUCCUGCUGUUGCUCCUCUCGGCCGCGGCACUGAUCCCCACAGGUGAUGGACAGAAUUUGUUUACUAAAGACGUGACAGUCAUCGAGGGAGAAGUUGCAACCAUCAGCUGCCAAGUCAAUAAGAGUGACGACUCCGUGAUUCAACUACUGAAUCCCAACAGGCAGACCAUCUACUUCAGGGACUUCAGGCCUUUGAAGGACAGCAGGUUUCAGUUGCUGAAUUUUUCUAGCAGUGAACUCAAAGUGUCGUUGACCAACGUCUCAAUUUCUGAUGAAGGGAGAUACUUCUGCCAGCUCUACACCGACCCACCACAGGAAAGCUACACCACCAUCACAGUUCUGGUCCCGCCGCGUAACCUGAUGAUCGACAUCCAGAAAGACACGGCCGUGGAAGGUGAGGAGAUUGAAGUCAACUGCACCGCCAUGGCCAGCAAACCAGCCACGACCAUCAGGUGGUUCAAAGGGAACAAGGAGCUGAAAGGCAAAUCGGAGGUGGAAGAAUGGUCGGACAUGUACACGGUGACCAGCCAGCUGAUGCUGAAGGUGAACAAGGAAGACGACGGGGUCCCAGUGAUCUGUCAGGUGGAACACCCCGCCGUCACCGGAAAUCUACAGACCCAGCGGUACCUAGAAGUGCAGUAUAAGCCUCAAGUGCAUAUUCAGAUGACUUACCCUCUACAAGGCCUAACCCGGGAAGGGGACGCGCUUGAGUUAACAUGCGAAGCCAUCGGGAAGCCCCAGCCUGUGAUGGUAACUUGGGUGAGAGUUGAUGACGAGAUGCCUCAACACGCUGUCCUGUCCGGGCCCAACCUGUUCAUCAAUAACCUAAACAAAACAGAUAAUGGCACAUACCGCUGUGAAGCCUCCAACGUAGUGGGGAAAGCUCAUUCGGAUUAUAUGCUGUAUGUAUACGAUCCCCCCACAACUAUCCCUCCUCCAACAACAACCACCACCACCACCACCACCACCACCACCACCACCACCAUCCUUACCAUCAUCACAGAUACAACGGCGACGACAGAACCAGCAGUUCACGAUUCUCGCGCAGGGGAAGAGGGCACGAUCAGGGCCGUGGACCACGCGGUGAUUGGAGGCGUUGUGGCGGUGGUGGUGUUUGCCAUGCUGUGCUUGCUCAUCAUCCUGGGCCGCUAUUUUGCCAGACAUAAAGGUACAUACUUCACUCAUGAAGCCAAGGGAGCCGAUGACGCAGCUGACGCAGACACAGCUAUAAUCAAUGCAGAAGGAGGACAGAACAACUCGGAAGAAAAGAAAGAGUACUUCAUCUAGAUCAGCCUUUUUGUUUCAAUGAGGUGUCCAACUGGCCCUAUUUAGAUGAUAAAGAGACAGUGAUAUUGGAACUUGCGAGAAACUCGUGUGUUUUUUUAUGAAUGGGUGGCGAGGUGUGAGACUCGGAAGGCUUGGGAUUUGCUAUGUAAAAAAAAAAAAAAGACAAAAAAAUGUUCUUUGAAAAGUACACUCUGCUGUUUGACACCUCUUUUUUUUGUUGUUUUAAAUUUUGAUUUCUUCCUACCGAGCAAAUUUGGGUACUUGGGUUUCAUUUUGGUAGAUUGCAGAAAAUUCUGUGCCUUGUUUUUUUGUUUGUUUAUUGUUCUUUCUUUUCUUUUCCUUUUCCUUUUUACACGUUGUUUUUUAGAUUUGGGGGUUGGUUUUUUUUCCCAAACCCUCCCAUUUUGGAAUUUACCUGCUGGGAUUCCUUAAGACUCUUUUUCCUUCCUGUUGUUUUGGGGGUUUUUGUUUUGUUUUUCUUUUUUACUUUCUUGGUUUAUUUUUGAGGUAACUGCUCAAAUUCAGUUUCAUAAAAGGAGAACCAGCACAGUUUUAGAUUUCAUAGUUCAGAAUUUAGUGUAUCCAUAAUGCAUUCUUCUCUGUUGUCGUGAAGAUUUGGGUGAACCAACAAUGCUAACUCUUUGCUGCUGCCCGUGUUUUCAAUACUUAGAGCAGUAAAGACUAGAAAAAUUAGACUGUGAUUCAGAAACCGUUCUGUUUGCUGUGGAACUACAUUACUGUACAGGGUUAUCUGCAAGUGAGAUGUGUCACAAUUGAGAUUGAAUCUGUCUUUAAUUCUGUAUCUGUAGACGGCUCAGUAAUAGAUACCCCACACUGUCCAGAAAGAUUUGGGGCCGGGAAAGAUGCCUCCUUUCUCAGUGCCCUAAACAGACCCGACAGGUGAGGCCUGUCCCUUUUAUAGAAGUGGACAAAUUUGAGUUGCCAUAGGAGGGAAAGUAGGGAGGGGGGGAAAGACAGUUCUGCUCUGGUUAUUUCUGUUCCAAAAAGGUUCCAUCCACCUUUCCCAAUUGGCCUUACUUCUCACUAAUUUGUAGGAAAAGCAAGUCCGUGUGUUGUGUGAAUGACUGAAUGGGACAGGUUUUUGUUGUUGUUGUUAUGUUGUUGUUUGUUUGUUUUUCUCCUGUGUGCUUAGUUAGGAAGGCAGUAGGAUGUGGCCUGCAUGUACUGUAUAUUACAGAUAUUUGUCAUGCUGGGAUUUCCAACUCAAAUCCGUGUGAAACUUUCAUUCCUUCAGAUUUGGCUUGACAAAAGGCAAAGAGGUACAAAAGAAGGCCUUGGUCUCACACUGGUCUGCUGUCGAUCUCACGUCUCGAAAGGUCAGAGCAGGGUGGAAAAAACAGCAUGUAGGGGUUUUCAGUUACUUAAUCAAAACUCAGAUGUGAGUGUUUUUAUCUUUUUACCUUUCAUACACUAGCCUUGGCCUCUUUCCUCAGCCUUAAGAACCAUCUGCCAAAAAAACACAAAUUAUUGAUGACUUAUGAUGGCAGCCAUAGUCCAUAGCUACUCCAACAAGUCACCUUGAACAUAUCAUGAGAUCGUGGAUGGGGAGCCUUGGGGAAGGGUAGAGGAGUCAAGUUUCCAUUUCCAUUCUUUUUACGGCGAAGUGGGGAUUUUCACUGAAAUGUCUAGGAAAUCUAGAAGUAGUCCCGGAGGACAAAAACUAAAUUCUGACCAUAUGUUUUGGUUAGGCUCCAGAGUUCAGAUAACGAGUCCCUCUGGAAAGAUGGCAUCAAAAAUAAAAAAAUAAAAAAACCCAGAUAGAUCUAUAUAUAUAGAUAUAAAUAUAUAUUAUAUAACAUUUUCAGUGAGUACUUUUGGAUUUUGCAAGGUGCAUUUUUACUAUUGUUACAUUAUGUGGAAAACUUUAUGCUGAUUUAUUUAAGGGGGAAAAAUGUUGACUCUUUGUUAUUUGAAAGCGUGUUUAUUUUUCUUGUCUUUAUUUUAACCUUUGAUAGAACCAUUGCAAUCUGGGGGCCUUUUGGGAACGGUCUGGUAUGUAAAAGAAAAUCCAUUACCGAGCAGCAUUUUGUUUACCCCUCUCCUAUCUCCAGGCAUUAACCAAGACAGAAAAGCCACAACCAACAUCCCUUUUUCAAUAAAUUUUAUAAUGUGCAGCUCUAUUCCGAGCCCUUAGCACCCAUUCCGACCAUAGUGUAAUCAUAUCAAAGGGUGAGAACCAUUUAGCAUGUUGUUGAAAGGAUUUUUCAGUUGUUUUUAGAAAAAGAAAAAGAAAAACAAAAAAAAACAAAAA